This is a messenger RNA of Rhinopithecus roxellana (golden snub-nosed monkey), 2626 nucleotides long. It is a transcript of the gene CCDC81, whose product is annotated as coiled-coil domain containing 81. The transcript is spliced from 15 exons. The coding region runs from base 279 to 2237 and encodes 652 amino acids. Gene Ontology annotation, cellular component: centrosome. Lineage: Eukaryota; Metazoa; Chordata; Mammalia; Primates; Cercopithecidae. The record is from RefSeq and is a predicted model, not a curated record.
ACUCAGUGCCGGACAGCGGUUCCUGCCGCUCCUGCGGUGGGGGCUGCCCGAGAGCCAGGGCAGUGGGGAGGGACGGCGAGAAAGAAUGUUUAAGUUUAUUUAAGAAAGAGGAAAAAAGAGUCAACAGAUUCAGGAUUUUCGUCAUUCUUAUUUUUAAGUCACGUCCAAAGCUCCGUGGAGAAGGGGCUGGAGGGUGGGAAAAUCAUUUUUGUAUACACUCCAUAUAAGAGAGAAGAGACCCAUCGAAGAUUCGGUACGGAGUCACCUGGAAAUUGGAGAUGUUGGAUACGAUCGCCCGUGCCCUGCAGGACCUGGGCAGGCAGGUGCUGCCCACUCUGCCCUCGCUGAGCCAGGAGGAAGUCUCUAUUAUCUGGGGGAAUGUAUCAGAAUUUGUGGGACGGCAGUUAACCCUGCAUAAGGGGGUUCAGAUUCCAGGAUUUGGAACUUUCACUUUCAUGAGACAAAAACUUGAGGUGGGCAACAACAAGUUUAUCUUAAUCCAGAGGCCCGUGUUUAUUAUGGCGGAGAAGCUAGUGCAGAUCCAUGGACUCAAACAAAACAAAGUAUAUACUCCUGGUGAUAUCCCAAUUGUUCCACUGAAUUUUGUCAUGAUAUCCCUGGAGGGUCCAUUUAACAGAGAUGUAGUGGAAGGAUGUGUGAAGGAGACGUUGCUUUUUUUAUCGCGAUCCAUUUCCAUGAAACAAAAUGUGGAGUUUACAUUCAAAGGAAUUGGGGUCCUCAUGAUCAGAGACAACAAAGUGAAGAUGAGGUUUUAUAAAGACUUCCUUUGUACCAUGGAUGGAAGUGGGGCUUUGGCAAAGGCCCUAGCAAACAGGCCUGGCACUGUGGACUCGGUGUUGUCUAGCAGAGAGGCCUUGAGGAAGUGGCCCAGCAGUGUGCUUGCAUUUCCAAGGAUUGAGCUCAAGGAGAUGGAAAACAAACUACCUGUGGAGACCCUUGUAGAAGAAUGUGGAGAGAAUAGAGAAAGAAAGUGCAAGUUAAAAGACCUGUCAGACAAAGAAGAAGGCAUCAGAGAUAUCUCAUCACCCAAGAGACUUCGAGAUAGACAAGCUUUGUUCCCUGCCAAAGUGACAAAUGUCAGCUUGCUGGAAAAGUCUGACCAAAGUGAGAGUGGUGGGAAGAUUAUGACCUCUGAAAGCUUAUCAUCUCCAGGUUGUCUGAAACAUGACAGUGACAUGAAGCCCCAAACAUCUCCAGCUUGUCAGGAUCAUGAUAAGGCAGGACAGGAAAUGUGCUAUGUAUGUUUGCAACGAGCACAACGAAAUUCCCCGUUGUACUACGGUGAGGAAAGGAGGAGAGAGAUAGAAGAUGAGAGACUCAUACAGCAGUAUCAGAUGUUGAAAGAUCAGGAGGCUCUCUUCAGACACCAGAUGAAAAGUCUGGCUACUAGAGAACAGAAUCAGAAAAAUGCUGCCUAUAAUCUUGGAGUUGCUGAAGCUAUAAGAAGCCACAAGAAUGAGAAACCAGAAUUUUAUAAAUCCUUCCUAUUUGACAAACGGCCACUCAGUCCUGCGUUUAAUGCUCUUAAGCAAGAGGAAUAUUCCCGGAGUCUCCUGAAACAAAUGGAUAACAGACAGCAAAACGAAAUAAAGCAAAGACAAUACAGAGAGUUGAUGGAUCGCCUGGAACAAGUGCAACUCACAGAGGAACUUGCUGUGCAAAGAGCGAAAUUUUUAAAAGAUAAGAUGGAAGAAACACAGUGUUACAAGAGAGCUUUGGAUGCACAGAUAAAGAACAAACCCUCCCGGCUGCCGCCCUUUGAGCCAGACUCCUCUGAGCCCAUCUUUGGUAAGAAUGAGGGUGAACUGAUGGUGGAAAAGCACAAGCGAGAACAAAAUUACAUGAAACACCAGCUGGAGGCAGCUGCUAACCUCAAGAGGAAAGCCAUCCUGCAUCAACUAGUGGACCAGAGGCGGGAUUUGCAAAUGCUUCAGAGGACACAAAGAGAGCAUGUGGCAGACAGAACCGCUGAGCUGGAGCGAGUAAAGAGAAUCAACCAAUGCUUACAGGAGGACUGGGAAAGGUGUGCUGCGAUGAAGAAGCAGCGAGACCUGGAGGAGAAGGCUUUUGAACGGGCUUCAGACAAGCUGUUUCUCCUAGACCAGUGUGAGAAGUAUCGGCGCUGCAAGCAGUGCCAGAGGCGCACCUCCAAUGUGGGCGAGAGCAACCUGUGGCCCCUGAACAAGUUCCUGCCAGGCUCCCGGUUGCUUGUGUAAAACUCUAAGUUUGGAUCUGCGUUUCCUGGGGAAAGUUUUUAUCUUUUACAUGUUUGGGGGUGAUUGUGAAACUGCAUAUUUUUACCUCAGAGAAAAAAAUCAUUGUUUAGGUUUGGUGCUUUCAUUAGAUUGCUUGUUAAGCCCUUAUUGAAUUCACUCCUGCCUUUCUCCCACCCCCUUAUUUCCUAUACUCGUCUCUGAUGGCAGUGAAGGUGUCUGAAUGUUCUUGAGGGCUAGAACCUGCUACACAGGGGCUGGGAAGGGGACCCAGAUUCAUUAUGGCUGCUGGGGUGCUGCUGACCCAGCCCUGCUGCUGCUCCGUGACUUUGUGUACAAAACUUUUUUCGUCUGUAAUGAAUAGUGGCAAUAAUAAAUAUUUUCUAAGCGCC